Messenger RNA from Rattus rattus (black rat), 1658 nucleotides. RefSeq names its product NIPA like domain containing 2 (gene Nipal2). Bases 171 to 1109 code for a protein of 312 amino acids. NCBI's taxonomy places the organism in Eukaryota, Metazoa, Chordata, Mammalia, Rodentia, Muridae. Gene Ontology annotation, cellular component: membrane. The record is from RefSeq and is a predicted model, not a curated record. Gene Ontology annotation, biological process: magnesium ion transport. The transcript is spliced from 10 exons. Gene Ontology annotation, molecular function: magnesium ion transmembrane transporter activity.
UGGCCCAGUUGGGAGCGGCGGCAGCUAGGCCCAGCCGGACCGCACCUGCGUGCCGCAGGAACCAGGUGCCGGCGCCGGGUCGCCGGGCAGGAAGUGGCUGCCGCUGCGAGAGGACAGCCCGGCGGGCGGGGAAGGCCGCGCCCGAGUCCCAGCUCGCGGAGCAACUCUUCAUGGCGUCGCCGGCGCCCACGGGCCCGCAGGACGAUGCCUCGGCCGUCCUUGACGAGCUGUCUCGGAACUUCACAUACUGGGCGCCAGGCCCGAGCAACGGCUCGCUGACGAGCGCCUGGUAUCACAGAAACCAGAUUCACCUUUUUGGAGUUCUGCUGGCCAUUUUAGGAAACCUGGUUAUCAGCAUUUCCCUAAAUAUCCAGAAUGCAGGUCUUGAAGAAGGUAUGACACUAGCAUUUGCAGGAACAUAUUUAUUGGUGAACUUUGCUCCAAACAUCACCCAGGCUAUCUCAGCAAGAACAAUACAGUAUUACUUUGUUGGGUGGCAGUUCCUGGUCUACGUGAUUUUAGAAAUCCUAGUUUUCUGCAUCCUUCUGUAUUUCCAUAAGAGAAAAGGAAAGAAGCAUAUCGUGAUCCUGCUCACCCUGGUGGCACUCCUCGCCUCAUUGACUGUGAUUUCUGUGAAGGCUGUCUCAGGCAUGAUCACUCUUUCCGUGACGGGUAAAAUGCAGCUAACUUAUGCCAUCUUCUACAUCAUGCUUGUCAUCAUGGUAGCCUCUUGUGUUUUCCAAGUCAAGUUCCUGAAUCAAGCCACAGAGCUCUACACAAUGACCACAGUGGUGCCAGUCAACCAUGUUUUCUUUACAACCAGCGCUAUCAUCGCGGGCAUCAUAUUUUACCAGGAAUUCCUUGGUGCUGCUUUUCUCACUGUAUUUAUAUAUCUUUUUGGGUGCUUUCUGUCAUUCCUUGGAGUAUUUUUAGUGACAAGAAAUAGAGAAAAGGAAUAUCUACAACAGUCUUUUAUUGACUUUGGGAAUAUUCCUGGGAAACAAAUGUUGGACAAAAUACAACCAGAUUCAAAUGGCUUAUCCUAUGGAAGCUUGCCUGAUGGAGGCGACUCAACAAGGGGCCGGCGCGCAGAGAAGAAAGAGGCCUAGGUUGCCGAGAGGGGUGGCGGUUGGCCCGCUAUGCAGUACCACCUUUUAAAGGAUUGCACAUGUUCGCUCCGUGAUUGUCAGCAGCUAUUUCACGCUGACAUGUGUGCGCAUUCGAUUCAGCUCUCCCCCCACUGUGGACAAUCAGGGCCUUCCUAAUCUCUCACAGUCUAAUGCUCUCAUGGAAUGUAGCUCCGAGUGCCCCACACCCUGCGUCUCUCCCUAGCGAGCAUCUCACUGGCUGCAUCCUAAUGAGAGCCUGGCUGCCGAGCAGGGCUGUCACACAAAAAUGUGCACUCGAGAUUUGGCCAUAGAAGGCAGAGGUUGCUUCUCCAUGUGGCUCGCAGAAUCUGCUUGUUGGCCCCGAAAACACCCUCUCGUGCUACAACCUUAGUCUUUAAAGGAAGAUUUGACGUGCUCGUUCUCAGGUGCCUUCUAUGAACCUCUCUUAAGGAAUCCACUCCCUUUUCCCUGCUGUGUGGCAAGCCACCGUCUCAGCCAAUUCUGUUAAAAAUCUUCCUUUGGAAAUAAAGGGCCUCCUUACAAAAUUGA